Messenger RNA from Aspergillus tanneri, 2235 nucleotides. RefSeq lists its product as uncharacterized. NCBI's taxonomy places the organism in Eukaryota, Fungi, Ascomycota, Eurotiomycetes, Eurotiales, Aspergillaceae. Bases 1 to 2235 code for a protein of 744 amino acids. The record is from RefSeq and is a predicted model, not a curated record. The transcript is spliced from 11 exons.
AUGGCGGUUAUUCGUAUAGGAUUGUUUUCGUUCCUAGGUAUUCUAUUGUCCUGUGGUUCCGGAAUCAAUGCGCAGGCCUUUUUGGCUGAGCCCGAUGGCACAAGAUUGACUUUGGGAUACCCUGACUCGCUCUCCUCUGCUUGCCAAGUGACAUUCAACACGUCCACUCAGUGCAAUUCGGCUCUUGGAGCGAUUGCCUUUGAUGCUCUGUUCCCCUCUAGUGAGCAACUGGCGGUGAUCUGUACGGACGACUGCCUCGGGUCUCUGCAAAACUUUCGCUCCCAACAGGCCCAGUCCUGCGAGAGCGAGUCUUACGCUGUCGACGGACAACUGGUCCCUGCCACGUACAAUGUGGACCAGUUACUCUUCACCUACAGUUAUACCUGUUUGCAGGAUCCGCCCACGAAGGAUUACUGUGCCCCCCUCGUCGAUCAAUGGUCGGAGGAGGGGCCAACCUCGGAGCAAUCAUGCUCUGAUUGCAUGUUGCGUACCUUCCAGGUGGAGCUGAACUCACCAUUUGGCUAUGACGAUGAGUUUGCCGAUUACUAUCGCUCCUUGACAUCCUCAUGUGGUGUCUUGGAUUAUCCCAUCACUUCGCCGCCUCCCUACACUGUGACCAGGACACCGACUCCCACAUCAUCCCAUACCAGUUCCCCCACUCCCUCGUGUGCGUCAUACUAUACUGUUCGAGAAGGCGAUGACUGUCUCAGUGUCAGCAAAGCACAACGCGUGUCGGCAGCAAUGCUGCGAUACGAGAACGGUCUUACUGCGGACUGUACCAAUUGGCCGGAUGUAGGGACCUCCCUUUGCAUCCCCGCCCCGUGUGAGCUUUACACGCUCCAGGCAAACGAAACCUGUUAUGGCAUCAGUCAGGCACAUAAUACCACCUUCACCGUAACACAGCUGAUCUCCUGGAAUCCUGAUAUCAACCGAGACUGCAGCAAUUUGGAGGCGAUCAUCGGCACCCAACUCUGUAUUAGUGCACCAGGGGACACAGCAGGGCCAGAGAUCACUACAAUUCCUGCUAUGACCACUGCAGUACCAACACCGGCGCCUUCGAAUGUAGCGAAUGGGACCGAUCUCCAGUGUGCCAAGUACUACGAAGUGGCACCAGGAGACACGUGCGCAUCCCUCACGGUGAUGAUGGGGAUCAGCCUGACUGACUUUUACUUUCUGAAUCCGGAGGUCAAGAAGGCAAACUGUACCAAUUUACAGCCAGGGUCCUCGUACUGCGUUCAGGCUGUGGGUGACAUCGCUACCUAUACUGGAUACGGGGGUAAGACGGACCCCUGUAUGACCAUUCCUAUUCCUAUCAGCUGUCUCGCAACGGGCCCAGUUACCACCGAUACUGCCUGGACGUUUCCCACAUACACCACCACCAAGACCCCCCAAACAACAUCCCUGCCCUUGGCCCCGGGAACCCUCACCAACUGUUCAGCCUAUGCAGAGUACCUCACUUCGCCGCGUAACACCACAACAAUCAACUCCUGCUACGUGGUGGCCAGUUUCUUUGAUGAGGACGUGGAGAACUUUGUAUCGUGGAAUCCAUCAUUAUCCUAUGACCCCGGUAGUCCAGGCAACUGUCAACUCCAGCCAGGCUAUCAGUACUGUGCCAGGGUGACCGGGUACACCACCACUUCCACUCCCACUCCUACCUCGGCAGUAACAUCCACGACAUCCACACAAUCCCCGACCAGCACAGGGGCAAACGGUGCACCCACACCGUUACCCAUUCAGCCGGGCAUGACAUCCAAUUGUGGUAAAUUCUAUCUGGUCCAACUCGACGACGGUUGCGAAGCCAUUGCCACCGCCCAUGGCAUCUCCCUGGCGGAUUUCUACGCUUGGAAUGCUGCCCUGAACGGGGACUGUUCUGAUAGAAUCGCACUCUCGGACUUGUAUUCCUGGAAUCCCGCCCUAAAUGGGGACUGUUCUGGACUGUGGCCGGAUUACUACAUCUGCGUGGGACGGGGAGAAAGCAUCAGUGCCAGUAGUGUUAUUCCCACCACAACAACCACCACCACUGCCGCGGCGAAUGUGACCCCCACUCCGACGCAGGCCGGCAUGGUCUCGGGAUGUAAGAGCUUUUACCUGGUCCAAUCCGGUGAUGGCUGUUAUGAUAUUGCUGCAAGCCACGGGAUCACGCUAGACCAGUUCUAUUCGUAUAAUCCGUCGGUGGGGGGUGACUGUGGUGGAUUGUGGCCGACGUAUUAUGUUUGUGUUGGUGUCGAGGCAUAG